This is a messenger RNA of Suillus paluster, 643 nucleotides long. RefSeq lists its product as uncharacterized. The record is from RefSeq and is a predicted model, not a curated record. NCBI's taxonomy places the organism in Eukaryota, Fungi, Basidiomycota, Agaricomycetes, Boletales, Suillaceae. The transcript has a single exon. The coding region runs from base 139 to 504 and encodes 121 amino acids.
GGAGGAGGAGGAGGAAGCGGAAGUGGAGGUGGAAAUCCGCCAGUAAACGAGUGCGCCGACCCAGCACUCGCAGUUGCUCUCUUGAGAGCAUACCAACCGACAUAUGUGGAUCACUUUUAUACCACAAGCGCCCCUGAGAUGAAUAACGCUGUCACCAAUCUCGGAUACGACGCGGAGGGCACCACCGCAUAUGUCUUCACCUCCCAAGAGACCUUCACUAUCCCGCUCUAUCGGAUGUACAAUCCGACUGUCAUAGACCAUUUCUACACCACAUCGUAUUCCGAGGUGCAGUACGCAGCUGCAAAUGAUGGUUACGACUACGAGGAGAUCACUGCCUAUGUCUACAGCACUAACAUAUGCGGAAGUAUCCCUCUCUACCGUCUAUACAGCGCAGGUGGAACGGAUCACUUUUACACUACAUCUGCAUCCGAGGCCAACAACGCUGCCACCAACCUUGGUUAUACCUCGGAGGGUAUAGCAGCUUAUGUACUUGCUGCUCAAUGAUCUAACAUGCUACUUACAAGUCUUUUCCAUCGAUUUAGCUUCAUACUUCUUUUGAUAUGUGGGCAUUGUGUACGUUACUUAGAAGUCGCUGUGGUUUGCUUUUCUUUUACAGUUCUUUGUAUAAAUCCGUGAAAACGGG